GUUCGGACUGGACUGAGGUCUCAGAUCAGAUCAAUCUCAAUCCAGCGGUCUCAGCUAUGCCUACAUUUGUGUUUUCUGUUUGUGCGUUUCUGAUUUGUUUCAGUCAUUGUGUUUCUGCUGCUGGAUAUAGCAGUGAUUUACAACACACUUCGAGAAUCAGGGCUAAUGCUUCUUCAAGACACACCAGAGGAGUCAACACCCCCCCUCCUAUUGACUGUAAACUAAAAAGCUGGACGGAGUGGUCACCGUGUCAAUCAUGCACAGAACGAACGAUUCGCUUCCAGUAUUUGGAGCGAUCUUCUCAGUUCGGGGGUGAAAGGUGUCUGCACAGUCAAUGGGACAAAAAACAGUGUCCUGAAGAGGGCGAGUGUCAGGAACAGGAAGACCACUGUGGGGACAUGUUUGCCUGCGGUCCAAAAGGACGCUGUAUUGGAAAGUCGCUCCGUUGCAACGGUGAACCAGACUGUUUAAAUCAGAAGGAUGAGGCUGAUUGUGAAGCGAUAAACAGAGGAGAAAACAAAUGUGAAGGCAUGUUGAUUAUACCAGGAGCCGACAAAGCCACACUGGGAUAUAACGCUUUAACUGGUUCUUUUGUGAGUCGAGUUCUGGACCCCAAUUACGUGGGAGGCGUCUGUGAAUACAUCUAUAAUGGAGAAUGGAGGAAACUUACAUUCGAUCCUUUCUGUGAGCACCUCAGUUAUGACGACGCUGAAAAAUAUUACAGGAAACCGUACAACUUCCUCUCAUUUCAGAUAAUGGCACAAGCCAGUACAGAAGAAUCUUCAGAUUAUUAUGAGGAUGCUGUCAGCUUUCUCAGAGCAAAACACUCUGAAAAUUCUUUUAACUUUGGUAUAAAGCCACAAAUCGGUUUUGUAGAAUUCGGCGUGGAAUUCAGCGCUGAAUUCAUGUUUCUCAACAACAUAUCAAAAUACACGAACAAGGAGAUGGGCUUCGUCCAGCUGAUGUCAAAAAUACAAACAUCUCAGUUUAAGAUGAGAAGCAAAGACCUGGUUCUGGAUGAAGACAUGCUCUGGGCUCUUUCUGAUCUGCCCGAUCACUACCAUUUCGGCGCAUAUUCGCAGUUUUUUAAUGAAUACGGCACACACUACGUCACCGAGGGAACCAUGGGUGGGCUCAUGGAUUACGUUGCUGUUGUGAACAUAAAUGAAAUGGAAGAAAACCAAAUGACUGGGCAGAUGAUAGGAUCAUGCAUUGGUGGAUCAUUCGGGCUGGUGUUUAUGGAGAAAAUCAAAGCUACAGUGAAAGGAAAAUCAUGUGGAAAAUUUACAUCAAAUGAGAAAACUAGUGACGAGUCCCACAGUGCUAUUAAGGAUGUCUUUGGCUUUGUGAAGGGUGGAAACACAGCCUCCAGCGCUGGAUCUUUGGGUAUCAAAGAUGCUAAAAGUUACAAGGAUUGGGGAAAGAGUCUGAAAUAUAACCCGGCGCUAAUUGAGUUUGAGAUUCUACCAAUAUAUGAGCUGCUGCGUUUAAGCACCGCCGCUGAGCAGCUGAGCAGUAAGUUGCCCCAUGUGAAGAUGGCGUGGGAGGAGUACAUGCAGAACUUUAACCCAUGCCGCUGCGCCCCCUGCUUGAAUAAUGGCGUUCCAGUGCUCUCCGGGACAGCCUGCAGUUGUUUAUGUAAAAACGGAUACACUGGUGCUGCCUGCGAGGAGACUGAGAGGAAAGGUCCCACAGAUGGAGUGUGGAGCUGCUGGAGCUCCUGGUCUUCAUGUUUAUUUGGAAAAAAGACACGAAGUCGAGAUUGCAACAAUCCCUCGCCAAAAGACGGCGGUCUGCCUUGUCUAGGAAAGAGCACUCAGAAGAAAUCCUGCUGAAAUUUAAAUAAAUGUUUUGGAUUUACCUUUACCAGCUAUUGUUGUGUUAUAGGUAGUUGUUCUAUCUAUGGCUUUUUUUCAAAAUAAAAGCCUUUUAUUUUGAAUAACAUCUCAAAUUAUAUCAACUGAAUACUAAAAGCAAUAUGUUUGUAUGCAUAUUUGGGAAUUUU
This is a messenger RNA of Danio rerio (zebrafish), 2005 nucleotides long. The record is from RefSeq and is a predicted model, not a curated record. NCBI's taxonomy places the organism in Eukaryota, Metazoa, Chordata, Actinopteri, Cypriniformes, Danionidae.